This is a messenger RNA of Colletotrichum acutatum, 1425 nucleotides long. RefSeq lists its product as uncharacterized. The record is from RefSeq and is a predicted model, not a curated record. The transcript has a single exon. Lineage: Eukaryota; Fungi; Ascomycota; Sordariomycetes; Glomerellales; Glomerellaceae. The coding region runs from base 1 to 1425 and encodes 474 amino acids.
AUGUCACAUUCAUAUCGGAAAAACAGCUCCAAGAGCUCGACAAGUAGUCGAGACUUCCGCAGGAGUAGCGAAUCUUGCGACUCAUACGAGACGUAUGAAUCACAGAGCACAACACCUACUUCUUACUAUGCGAGCACCGAAGCGUCAUCAGUCAAAGAAGCUAGAACCGUCUCUAACAAGAUCCCGCCUGUCUACGAGGAAGACAUAUCCCCUUCCACUAGCAACUGUUUGAGAUCUUCCGUCGACACUUUCGACUCAAGUCUGGCUUCGGACGAUGAAGAUGAGCUUGAGCUUCAACGGGAAGCCGAACUAGACAACUUCGACAAGCACCGCGACAUCCCGCCUUUGCCCACCUACUACCGCGAUAUCAUCGACACCGAUGUACGGCCAUCCACACCCCAGGACUUUGGCAAACUGUUCCCUUCCAUGAACAGAUUAUCAGUUUGCCACGACGAGUUUACCCCGGACGGUAACAUGAAUCUCAGAGUAGACACCGUCGCCCCCGGUCGCCGUCCCUUCAACAUCCAGCUCUUUCACCUACGCAUGUACGACCUCAGCAAGCGUGAAUUCUCGCUUCGACGUUAUUGCCGCGACUCCGGCCGCGAAGUCUGCAACUCCAAGCGCAAGUACGUCGAGGAAAGCAACCAAGAGCGACCAACUCUCCAACGAUCCGUCUCAAGCGCCAUCAAGACCCUCUCCAUGAGGAGACCUCCUCUGUCGCGCACCAACUCGGGCGGCUCAAUCUUCGGAGGCAAGGGCAAGGAGGGAGCUUCGCAGCGCCCACAGUCCAGUUCCUCGUCUAUGCGCACUUUUGGCGACGACGCGGCAAGUUUCAAGCGUUCAGCCUCGUUUGAAGCGAAAUCCAAAGCUCGACCGGUUCCCAGCAACACCAUGAAGCUCGAGUUCUCCAACUAUGCGCGCGUCGACGUCUCACGCCGCGGCGGUGCCAACAACAAGCGCUACGAGUUUGACUGGUGGGGUCAUAAGUACCAGUGGAAGCGUGUCACCGACAAGAACCUCGGUGUCGUCUCUUUCCACCUUGUCAAGGACGGCAACAACGACGCUCGCGAUGCCGUUGCGCACAUUGUCCCCGAGACACGAUCGCCCAACCAGGUUAUUGAGGAUGAAAGUGCCGGUGGCUGGGUACCCCCUUGCCACAUGUGGAUCAGCGAUCGCAGCGUCCUCGAUGCCGUCACCGACGUCGCCGAUGUAAUUAUCGCCACCGGUCUUAUGGCCCUUGUUGACGACUGCAUCAAGACUCGCUGGCAAACGAAGAAGUUUACCCGCAUCCCGGUGCCCAUGACCUCCCGAUCUGUCGACGUCGAGCAUGUGGGCCCCAAGGCCUUUAUGCAACACCUUUUCCAGCGCCGCCCCUCUGAUCAAGCUUCAAGUCCAUUGCGACAACGUCCGAUUUCGACUUAUUGA